Parascedosporium putredinis is the source of this 480-nucleotide messenger RNA. The record is from the annotation of a GenBank genome assembly. NCBI's taxonomy places the organism in Eukaryota, Fungi, Ascomycota, Sordariomycetes, Microascales, Microascaceae.
AUGCCGACAGCAACGGAGCUAACUACCGGGCGCCUUCCCCCGCGCCACGCCCUCGUCACAGGCCUACAACUCCAUGUUCAACGCCGACCCCAACCCGCCCAGGCUAAUAGGCAACUUCCCCUCCUGCCCCUGCGCACCAAGACCCGCGGCCCCGCCUACACCCUUCCCGCCGCGGCCCUGCCUGCCUCCGAGUCCCCCGACCCGGACAGCGAGUCCUACGACAUCCUCGACGAGGUCCUCGCCGUCUUCCGCGCCAACACGUUUUUCCGCAACUUUGAGAUCCAGGGCCCCGCCGACCGCCUCCUCGUCUACGGUAUCUGGUUCGUGAGCGACUGCCUCACCAAGAUCAAGCCGACUGCCUCGGUCCGCGACGCGACCAAGGAUGUUACGAACCUGGCGCUGGACCUCAACUUUGCCAUUCCCGGCGAUCCGGGCUGGCCUCUAAACCAGGUGCGUCACAUGGUGGUCUUGUUCGCCUAG